Molecule: messenger RNA, 1197 nt
Organism: Chaetura pelagica (chimney swift)
Lineage: Eukaryota; Metazoa; Chordata; Aves; Apodiformes; Apodidae
Gene: B4GALT4
Product: UDP-Gal:betaGlcNAc beta 1,4- galactosyltransferase, polypeptide 4
Exons: 6
Coding region: 1-1056 (351 amino acids)
Biological process (GO): carbohydrate metabolic process
Molecular function (GO): glycosyltransferase activity
Source: RefSeq, a predicted model, not a curated record
AUGGCCUUGAGCUUGUACGUCUUACACCUCUUCUAUAAGUUCAAAGUGUUGGUGCUUGUCACUUUGUGUUUGAUGGUGCUAUGGGCCACAUUCAGUUACUUUGUGGACUCAAGACAGGAAAUUUCUAAAGUUAAGGACAUGGUGCAGGAUUUCAGAACGGUAACUAGCCUGAUGUACAGCCAAAAGGAAGAGAAGUUUGAAUCCAUUGCUGAAGUUCCUACGGUGAAAUUUCAGGGUCCUUGCCCAGCUCUGUCGCCGUAUCUGCGAGGCGCCAGCAAACUCACCUUCAAGGCAUCUCUCACACUGGAAGAAGUGCAGAAGGAGAACCCUCAGGUAACCAAGGGCCGGUAUCACCCUACAGAGUGCUCAGCAUUGCAGCGUGUGGCCAUCCUCAUCCCACACCGCAACCGAGAGAAGCACCUGCUGUACCUCCUGGAGCACCUCCACCCCUUCUUACAGAGGCAGCAGCUGGACUACGGCAUUUAUGUUAUUCACCAGGCUGGCAGCACCAAAUUUAAUCGGGCUAAACUGCUGAAUGUGGGAUACCUAGAGGCCCUAAAAGAAGCAAACUGGGACUGUUUCAUUUUCCAUGAUGUGGAUCUGGUGCCAGAAAAUGACUUUAACAUUUACAUGUGUGACAGACAACCAAAGCAUCUUGUAGUUGGCAGGAACAACACUGGAUACAGGUUACGAUACGCGGGAUAUUUUGGCGGUGUAACUGCUCUAACAAAAGAUCAGUUUUCCAAGGUGAAUGGAUUCUCUAACAACUACUGGGGUUGGGGUGGAGAAGAUGACGACCUUCGAAUCAGGGUUGAGAUGCAGAAAAUGAAGGUGGUGAGGCCAUCUGCUGCUGUAGCCAGGUACACAAUGAUCUUCCACAAACGAGACCAUGGUAAUGAGGAGAAUGCAGAGAGGAUGAAGCUUCUACGUCAGGUAUCUAGAACAUGGAAAAGAGAUGGGCUGAACUCUUGUUCAUAUAAACUACUUUCAGUGGAACACAACCCCUUAUACGUCAACAUCACGGUGGAUUUCAGAAUGCAGCCCAAGGUCUCAUAAGGGCAAGCACCACACAGGUUAUUGGAAGAGGCAUCAGAUCAUGUUUGUGGUUACUGUUAGAGCAGAUGGCUCCUGGCACUCUGCUUUAAAGUGUCCUUCAGUAGCAGGGAAGAAAGUUUUUCUUCACAGCAUCUAAUUGGU